UUUUAAUUUUUAAUUAAUCGAAUAAGAAAUCCAAUAUUAGUUGCCAGUUCAAUUAAAUUAAAGAUUUAAUAAUUCAGUUCCAACCCCGGUAGAAAGUUAAAAUAGAAAUACAGAAAAGUGAAGACCUAAAAGUAGAAUAGUAACCAUUCGCCGCAUUAUGUUACAAAGUUUCAAAGUUCGAAGGCAAUUAGAAUUAUCCACAAAGUAUACUUAAAUCAGGUAAAGUUCACAGUUGAGCUGGAGAUCAAUAAUCCACUAGCCAUUGAACCACAAACGGUUGCUACCAUACAUUGGAUCAGAGUAUGCUUCACCACCCGGGGUGGCCGUAACAUGGCAGCGUUUUCUUUGAAUAUUCAGAAACACGUGGAGCCCGGGCUUGUGGCUUGCGGGAAAUUUGACGGGUCCCACACUUGUUUAGUGGUCGCUACGUACGGCGGAAAUGUUUUAGUGCACAGUCCUCACAGGCAGCCGCAGAUAACUAGUCACGAUCAUGAACAGUCCGAUAGAAAAUUGUCUUGGAGCGGAGAACUCGCAGAACUUCAUAUAGGGACCGAGGUCACAGCAUUACACGCUGGCCGACUUACCGACGAUGAAAGAGACAUCCUCUUAAUUGGAACCGCGACGCAUGUUCUGGCGUAUAACAUAGAAGACAACUCUGAUAUUUUUUAUAAGGAGAUGUCCGAUGGGGCGAGAUGCAUCACCAUCGGCAAAUUGGGUUGGAUCCCCAAUCAAGUAGCAAUCGUUGGUGGCAAUUGUUCUAUAACAAUUUUAGACUCGCAAGGCACAGAAAUAUUAUGGACCGUGGUAGGUGGUACUGUCAGCUGUCUGGUCGUCUUCGAUUUCGAUGGCGAUAACGAGAACGAGCUGGUCAUUGGGACGAAGGAUUUUGAGAUAAAAGUUUACAAAGAGGACAACAUAAUCUGGGAUACCAAAGAAACAGCUUCGAUUACCACUUUAACUGGACUUCCUAAUCGUAGAUUCGUUUACUCCGUCGGAAAUGGAACCCUUGGGGUGUACGAAAUGACUCAGAGGCUGUGGCGCGUUAAGUCGAAGCACCGAGUGGUGGUCACGAGGAGCUUCGACUUGAACGGGGACGGAAUCCCGGAAGUUAUAACUGGAUGGAACAAUGGGAAGAUGGAUGCACGGUUGCUCAACAACGGUGAAGUAAUUUUCAAGAUUCAAUUAUCCGCUGGAGUAGCCGGCAUCGUGGAAGCCGAUUACAGGAGAAUCGGGAAACUUGAUUUAAUCGUGGUUUCUUCUAUCGGCGAAGUUCGCGGUUACGCCUCCGGUUCCACGAUGGACACUCCGGAACCUGGAGAACCGAUGCGCGAUUUAUUGGCCAAGAAACAAGUGUUGCAAAUGGAACUUAGGCAGCGAGCUGCGUCUAUCCCGAACAUGUAUCACGGGAUGAAAUUGGCUGUGAGCUUGUCAACGUCGAUGGGCGCGGCUCGCAUUGCCCUCGCUUCGGGACCUGGACUUCUUAUUCACUGCGCGAUAGUUUUCACCGAAGGAGUUUUCGAGGGUGAAACGUUCGUAGUUCAUUCGAAUAGACCCAAGGGGGAACUGACGAUCGAACUACGUCCGCCUAAAAAUGCCCCCGUGGAUAUACACGUGAAAGUGUGCGUUGGUCCGGCUGGCGCAGAUUUACUACAGGUAUUCGAGAUGACGCGUCAGCUGCCAAGAUUUUGCAUGUACCAGAUGAUCCAACGUCCUGCUACCAUUCCAGACGAUUUCGAGAAGAUCGGCGUUACAGCUGAAUUUGCAGAGAGGCCGCAAAGAAUUGCUCUUUGGUUGAACCAGAGUCUUAUUCUUGAGGAAGAGUUCGAAGUCAAGGAAGAAAGUUUGAACAACGGCCGUAUUGAAAUCUGGCUUCGCGGAAUGAGAGACAACAAGGUUCACUGUUUCAUGGCGGACGCAGCUGGCAGAGUUACCAUACGGACGGAAGAUUCCGCGUUCGCCGGUGACAUUAUACAAUCGUUGGCCUUGUACUUGGGCCUCAGGGAGUUGGCUUCCGUGGUCUCCUUUCCAGCGGAAGAGAAGAGGCUGUUGGACUCCCUUGAGCGCGUCAAGGAGCUGAAGGAAAUUGAUGCUCGACUACAAGCAGAAGCAGCCAAUGAAACUUUAUUGCUGAAGAACAUUAUAAUUCGAUUCGAAGACGCAAGGAUUCUCGAGAAUAUCGAUGAAAUGAGACGAAGGCUUGUACAGCUGAAAAACGUGAACGUGGAUUUAAUUAGAGAACAUGAGAUCAGGAUGAAGAGUUACCGAGAACUCACGGCAAAUCUGAAGGAACUGAAUCUUGGUGUUCAGCGAGCAGCUAGAUUAAGGGUUGGGAAAAGUGCCGCGAAUACAGUAGCUCGCUGCAGGGCAGCGAUUCAGGACGAGAAUCCCAAAGCUCUCGCGCUUGCCAUUAGAAAUGGAUGAAUGUUGCAAGUUUUAUUGUUACUCUCUUAGGAAAAUUGACAUUAAUAAAAUAUGGUUUUUU
This is a messenger RNA of Ceratina calcarata, 2482 nucleotides long. RefSeq names its product Bardet-Biedl syndrome 2 protein homolog. Gene Ontology annotation, molecular function: protein binding. The coding region runs from base 331 to 2421 and encodes 696 amino acids. Gene Ontology annotation, biological process: non-motile cilium assembly. NCBI's taxonomy places the organism in Eukaryota, Metazoa, Arthropoda, Insecta, Hymenoptera, Apidae. The transcript has 11 exons. The record is from RefSeq and is a predicted model, not a curated record. Gene Ontology annotation, cellular component: neuron projection; ciliary basal body; BBSome.